AAGACAAGGCCUCCGCGGCUCCGCCCCCGAUGCCUCCGCUCCUCACCUCACCCGCCUCCCUCCCCUCCGCCUCCCCUCUCCUCGUCUCCUGUAUCGGCGCUCUCCACCGCCCCGGCCCCUUCCUCCACCAGCGCGCCGCCGCCUCGGUCCACUUCCUCGCGCCGCACAGGAAGACCCGACCGCCCCCCGCGAUGAGCUGGCUUGGGAAGCUGGGCCUGAGCGGGCUUGGAGGCAGCCCGCGCGCGUCGGAGGCGUCGGCAGCGCUGGCGCAGGGGCCCGACGAGGACCAGCCCGCGCCGGGGAACGAGUUCGCGCAAUUCGGCGCCGGCUGCUUCUGGGGCGUGGAGCUCGCGUUCCAGCGCGUGCCGGGAGUCACCCGCACGGAGGUCGGCUACAGCCAGGGCAACAUCCACGAUCCGACCUACGAGGACGUCUGCACCGGCACCACAAACCACAACGAGGUCGUCCGCGUGCAGUACGACCCGGCCGCCUGCAAGUACGACGACCUCCUCGACACCUUCUGGGCGCGCCACGACCCCACUACUCCCAACCGACAGGGCAAUGAUGUUGGAACACAGUAUAGGUCAGGGAUAUACUACUAUAACCCAGAGCAGGAGAAGGCGGCAAGAGAGUCCCUGGAGAAGCAGCAGAAGCUUCUGAACCGGAAGAUCGUCACCGAGAUCGUUCCAGCGAAGAGGUUCUAUAGAGCAGAAGAGUACCAUCAGCAGUACCUGGAGAAGGGCGGCCGCUUCGGCUUCGGGCAAUCUGCAGCCAAGGGCUGCAAUGACCCCAUCCGAUGCUACGGAUGAGCCAAAUGGACCUCUACGUGCAUGGUGUGAAUCGUAACUGAAUAAGGGAUGCAUCAAAGCCAGAUUUUAUACUGCUUUCCUAGGUUUGUUUUGCCACUAUUGAACGGCUGUAAGAGUUUAGCUAUAUACUACCAUGGUACUCCAAUCAUCGUGUACAAAACCAUAUUGUAUUACAUGCAAGUGCGAGUGAGAUUUAAGC
Molecule: messenger RNA, 1008 nt
Organism: Zea mays
Lineage: Eukaryota; Viridiplantae; Streptophyta; Magnoliopsida; Poales; Poaceae
Exons: 2
Coding region: 30-809 (259 amino acids)
Biological process (GO): cellular response to oxidative stress
Cellular component (GO): cytoplasm
Molecular function (GO): peptide-methionine (S)-S-oxide reductase activity
Source: RefSeq, marked validated